Messenger RNA from Glarea lozoyensis ATCC 20868, 1194 nucleotides. RefSeq names its product S-adenosyl-L-methionine-dependent methyltransferase. The transcript has 2 exons. Gene Ontology annotation, biological process: cytoplasmic translation; tRNA methylation. Gene Ontology annotation, cellular component: cytoplasm. Gene Ontology annotation, molecular function: tRNA methyltransferase activity. The record is from RefSeq and is a predicted model, not a curated record. Lineage: Eukaryota; Fungi; Ascomycota; Leotiomycetes; Helotiales; Helotiaceae. Bases 1 to 1194 code for a protein of 397 amino acids.
AUGGGUAAGUCUUCGAAGGACAAACGUGAUGCCUACUAUAGACUUGCAAAGGAGCAAGGAUGGCGAGCGCGCAGUGCGUUCAAGCUCCUGCAAUUAGAUGAAGAGUACGAUCUCUUCAAAGACGUCACUCGAGUAGUUGACCUUUGCGCUGCUCCUGGAAGCUGGAGCCAAGUUCUAUCCCGUGUCUUAAUCAAAGGCGAAAAUUUCGGUCGUCAAGCAUGGGAAGAUCAAGAUGCCAAGCUGUCACAAAUGAUGCGCGGUGUAUUUGCGCCAACAGAACCACAACGAAAUAUCGAACUGGAAGAUGAGGAGCCACCCGAAUUGAAGCCCAGAAAAGAUGUAAAGAUUGUUGCUAUCGAUCUCCAGCCUAUGAGCCCGCUUCAAGGCAUCAUAACAUUGAAGGCAGACAUUACUCACCCUGCAACAGUGCCGCUUCUGCUAAAAGCACUGGAUCCGACAUAUGAUCCUACCUCGAAAUCACAACACGCAUCUCAUCCUGUUGAUCUUGUUCUAUCCGACGGUGCUCCCGAUGUUACUGGUCUGCAUGACCUUGAUAUUUACGUGCAGUCUCAGCUCCUUUUCGCAGCUUUGAAUUUAGCUCUAUGUGUGCUGCGUCCCGGAGGAAAAUUUGUAGCCAAGAUUUUCAGAGGUAGAAAUGUCGACCUUCUGUACUCCCAAUUAAGCAUCUUCUUUGAAAAAGUAGUGGUAUCAAAGCCCAGGUCCAGUCGAGCAAGUAGCGUUGAAGCUUUCAUUGUGUGCUUGAAUUUUCAGCCACCAGAAGGCUACAGACCAAGUCUAGAAGAACCUCUUGGUGUCGGCGACAAGCUAGAGAACAUCCUAAGGUCAAAAGCGGAGCAGGAACCGGUCAUUGCUUCCUUACUGCUACAAGAUCCAGAAACAGGGACAUGGUCGAUCAAACCUUCGCUAGCUGUCUCGACAGACGAAGACAUAGAUGGGAUUGUUGAACUCAGGCUUCCGAAUGACGAUUCUGAAGCAAGAAGAAAUGGACGGUGGAUUGCUCCAUUCUUGGCUUGUGGUGAUUUGUCUGCCUACGAUGCUGAUGCUUCAUAUCACUUACCGAAAGACCGGAUUGCGCUUGACCCUAUACAACCGCCAACUGCCCCUCCAUACAAACGGGCCUUGGAACUGAGGAAAGCAGGUGGGGGAGCAUACGGAAAGACUAACAUCUCAUGA